GAUAGGGCGAGCGGGUGUGGGUGAUGAUCUGAGAAUAAGUCGAAGCAACACUCCAAAAAGGGGUCACGAGCCAUUACAAGACAACCCCAGAUACGUCUCUCUUUCAUCCUCAUAUUGCCUUUGCACGUUUUCUAUAAUAUAUAUCUAUUGCUCUAUGCUUUAACCCUCCCUCCUUCUCUCUAAAUCUGAGCCUUUUAAGCAAAACCAAGCUUCAGAUUCCAGUGCUCUUGCUUCCCAAGUUCCAACGAUGAUCACGCACCAGUUUCUCUUGUUCUCCUUUUGCUUCGUUGCCUUCACUCUCUCCUCUGUUCCCGUCGAAGCCCUUAAUGUUGGUGUCCAAGCAGCGGAUUCUGCCAUCACCGUGAGUAAAGAAUGCAGCAGAAAAUGCGAGUCAGAGUUCUGUUCAGUGCCUCCAUUUUUGAGAUAUGGGAAGUAUUGCGGGCUAUUAUACAGUGGGUGCCCCGGGGAGAAACCUUGUGAUGGACUUGACGCUUGCUGUAUGAAGCACGACGCUUGCGUUCAAGCUAAGAACAAUGAUUAUCUGAGUCAAGAGUGCAGCCAAAACUUCAUAAACUGCAUGGCCAACUUUCAGAAAUCUGGUGGAAGGACUUUUAAGGGAAACAAAUGCCAAGUUGAUGAGGUGAUUGAUGUAAUCAAUGUAGUGAUGGAGGCUGCUUUACUUGCUGGAAGAGUUCUUCAUAAGCCAUAGAGCGGAGCUUUCCACCCCACGCAAAGGAAGGACAAAUAUGAAAUUAACUCAAAUGUUAUAUUUCUGAUUCUUUUGCUUUGUAGCCAUACAUUAAAUUUCUAUGUUUCAUUUAGAAGAUUUGUGUGAUGCGCUUUGCCAAUGGCAAAGACGUUUCAAUUUGUUAUUCUAAGCUACAAUCAUCUGUCAUCAACUCAUGUGGAUUUUUUUUC
Messenger RNA from Theobroma umbraticum, 918 nucleotides. It is a transcript of the gene PLA2-ALPHA, whose product is annotated as Phospholipase A2 family protein. Gene Ontology annotation, biological process: arachidonate secretion; phospholipid metabolic process; lipid catabolic process. The record is from RefSeq and is a predicted model, not a curated record. Gene Ontology annotation, molecular function: lipid binding; A2-type glycerophospholipase activity; calcium ion binding. NCBI's taxonomy places the organism in Eukaryota, Viridiplantae, Streptophyta, Magnoliopsida, Malvales, Malvaceae.